Messenger RNA from Porites evermanni, 1826 nucleotides. Lineage: Eukaryota; Metazoa; Cnidaria; Anthozoa; Scleractinia; Poritidae. The record is from the annotation of a GenBank genome assembly.
AUGGCGUCUCAGGGACUGGACUGUCCUAUCUGCUGCGAGCGUUUUGAUGAGGAAAAACUCUGUCCUCGUUUGCUAAGUUGUGGUCACAGCUUCUGCUCAAAUUGCUUGGAGAAGCUGUUCAAGGAGUACGCAAUUAGCUGCCCAACUUGCAGGCGUGCAGUUUCUGUGCAAGCCGGUGUUACUGGGCUUCCAAAGAAUUUUGCCCUACUAGAUGUCUUACAAGCCAUUCCGCUGACAACAGCAGAUGGAAAUGCAGCUUUGCGCCUUUGUGAAGUUUGUGAUGAUGAGAAGCAUCCUGCGACAUCCUGUUGCUUGGAUUGCAAAGAGGAUAUGUGCAAGGAUGUAGCUCGAUGGCAUACUCGACAGAAGGCAACCCGCGAUCACCGUGUUGAAUCCCUAGAGAAACUAAAGGCAAAUCCAAAGUUUGCAGCGGUGCCGAUUUUCUGCCCAGAACACGAUCAGCAAUACCGCUUCUUUGAUGAAGAAUGCAAUCAUGUCGUUUGUAUGGACUGCGUUACUCUCGACCACAAUGGUCACAAGCUUUUAAAACUAGCUGAUGCUGCUUCAAAUUGCCGACAGGAAAUGGAAGCAAUUGCUACCAAAGCCAGCAACCAUGCAGAGGGAAUUAAAGCUGCAGGGGCUCGAGUGGCGGCUGUAAGUCUUGACCUGAAUAAGGCAUACGAGGAGCAGAUUGUUCAAAUUAAAGGCAGCUUCAAAAAGGUCAGUUAAUAUUCGUAUUUAAUUACUAUUUUUUAUUUGAAUCAAAUAGGCCACGAAUUCCCUACCUUUUUCAGACUGGGCCCCUAAGAAGUUCGCUAAACGCGCUCAAAAUUCACUUUGUGCUGGCACACACCCGCAUAGCUUAUAUAUACGGUAAUACGCGGUAGUACUGCUCUCAGUGCAAGAGAUGUUUUUAAUUCUUACGACGUGCACAUGUUGAUUCCUCUGAUUACUGUUGAAACGACUCGGCGUCCACUGUUUUAGACUAUACUUGUGUUUAAUGCAAGUGGCGUCUUCUUAUUUUGCAGCUACGUGCUGCAAUAACUGAAAGAGAAAGCGUUUUGUUGAGAGAACUGGAGCAGCUGUACAAGACCAAAGCAUUCACUCUCACAGAUCAGCGAGACCGUCUGCACAUAUUUCAAGCCUGCCUAGAGAGUGCCGCCCAUCGUACCCUGUGCGCAGUGAAAUCAGGCAACCUUGAGGUGCUUGUGGCCAGAAAUGAUAUAGUACCAACGCUAAAAGAAAUAGAGAAUCAGUCCCUCGUGUUUGAGCCACAAGCAGACUGCGUUUUAGAGUUCAACGUCAACCUUGAGCAGCUGCUGGAAUUGCUCAAUGACGCGGGUAUGGUCAGUGAUAAAACCACCAGUUCAGUCACCACCACUGCUGAAGGCUCAGGCUUGAAUCUAGCAAUACCCGAGAGAAAGGCUUCAUUCACUAUUACUGCACGCGACGCGCAAGGACGUCCCCGUGACGAGGGAGGUGACAUGUUCAUGGUGGAACUUACAGAAAAUGCGGGAGAAAAGGUUGAGUGUAAUGUGGAGGACAAAGGCGACGGUACCUACACUGCAACAUACACCUGCCCCACUAAUUCUAAGGGUAAUCACAAGGUUUCAGUGCUUUUACGUGGAAUCCACAUUAAAGGCAGUCCUUUUUCUGUCAAUGUUACCGAUGCUCCAGUGGGUAAAGUGAGCUGUUACGGCUGCAAGACGCGAAAAAAGUCCAUGAUUUACUACAAAAAUAACAUUGAGCCGUUUCGGAAUGAUGACUACCGCGUUAAUGGAUAUAGUGCUGUUUGUACCCGCUGCAUUAACCGUGCGUCUCCUUAG